AGCCGUUUUGGCUCGAGCUCCCUUGGCCGCUCCCCGCCCGCCCCAGAUCGAGACGCGCGCGCCCCGCGCAGUGCGCACCCGGGCGCCUCCCCGUGCGCCCCCUCGCAGCCACCUCCGCCGCGAUGUCGCGGCCCGACGCGCGCAUCGGCGUGGCGUUCGUGGGGCUCGGGCGGGCCGGUCACUUCCACAUGACCUCCAUCGCCGGCAUCCCCGAUCAGGCGCGGCUCGCGUGGGUCGUGGACGUGGACGGGGCCCGGGCCGAGGGCAUCGCCGCGCGGCUGGGCUGCAGGUGGGCCACAUCCCUGGCGCCCGCCCUGGCGGAUCCCGGCGUGCAGGCUGUGGUCGUGGCGUCGACAACGGACACCCAUUUCCCCUUCAUCAUGGAGUCGCUGAGCGCCAACAAGUCGGUGCUCACGGAGAAGCCCAUCUCCCACGAGCUGAAGGAAGUGGAGGAGGCGGUGCAGCUGGCGACGAGCAAAAAUUUGCCCCUGUACUGUGGCUACCAGAGGCGUUGCGGCACAAACUUCCGAAAGCUUAAGAAGCAUGUGGAAGAUGGCUCCGUAGGCGAUCUCAAGGUUGUUAAGUGUUGCAGCAGGGACAACCCUGUGCCGCCAAUGGAGUACUUGCGCACCAGCGGAGGCAUCUUCCACGACAUGCUGAUACACGAUUUCGAUAUGCUCAACUGGCUCAGUGGGGGUCAGGAGCCAGAGACCGUGAUGUCUGUGGGCCACGCCUACAACAAGGAGAUCGAAGAGAUGGGUGACAUCGACACUGUCGCCGUGACGCUAAAGUACCCGAGUGGCCUCAUUGCAAUGGUGGAUACGUGCCGCGACGCCUCGUACGGAUACGACCAACGCAUCGAGGCGUUUGGCGCCAAGGGCAUGUUGACUGCGAAGAACGCGCUCACCAGCACCGUGGAGCUGGCCACUGCAGAAGGCCACCUGAUGCCCUGUGCGCAGUGGAGCUUUCCUGAGCGCUACAAGGAGGCGUACACCACCGAACUCAAUGAAUUCAUCACGAUGGUGCGUGCAGGGGUCGACAGCGAACACCACCGCCUUGAGCAAGAGGCGAUGUCGCGUCACCCGAGCAUCGUGCGCACCACGAUUGCCGCCGAGCUGUCGUGGAAGCUCGGCCGGUCUGUCGACCUCAAGGACUUGGAUGGGCUGGUUCUCGAAAGCGAGGAAGGUCUCAAGUCUGACGCUGCCUGAUCAGUUCAGGGGGUUCGCGCUUUCGUGUCAGGCUACAGUGCCGUUUCUGCUGCGCUCUGCUCCGCAUCAGACCAGCGCAGAAAUUCGCCCCCUUCUGUUGAGCAGCAUUUGAAGUAGCCUUUUCAAUAUUAUCCCCGCUGGCCAGCUGGGUCUUGCUCGGUUUGCCUGCAAGCGACGAAGGCGCGAGAUUGUUUACAGCGUGCCCUACCUUUGACAUCAGAAGCCGUCGGGGGUGCUCGUGUGUGACCACCGCAGGACCUCUGAGCCAAGGCGAGGCGUCAUUCUCGCAGUGACUUCCCUCCUUUAGAUGCACUCUCAGGUCAUUCACAGCCGGCCAACAGGGCGCACUGGAAUUCAAGGCGAUCGUGGCCACUGGAGGGGGUCGCAGAGUUUUGACUAGCGCCCUGCAUAGCCCCCCACCAGCAAUCGGCCUGCUCGACGUGGCCGUGGCAGGACUUCAGUCUGGCUGUGUCAGGACCCUCGGGCCGCCAGAGGGCGCUUCUCGAGACAGCCGUGCACAGUAUAAAAGUGCCUCGCCCUGGGCCCUUCCACUCAUUCCUCCCUCCUCCCUUCUCCCUCCUACCCCGCCAUUUGGCCUCCGCCCAAUUCUAUUCUCUGCGUUGGACCCUGGGAGGGGU
Messenger RNA from Prorocentrum cordatum, 1846 nucleotides. NCBI's taxonomy places the organism in Eukaryota, Dinophyceae, Prorocentrales, Prorocentraceae. The record is from the annotation of a GenBank genome assembly.